Beauveria bassiana ARSEF 2860 is the source of this 1866-nucleotide messenger RNA. RefSeq names its product putative peptidylarginine deiminase. Lineage: Eukaryota; Fungi; Ascomycota; Sordariomycetes; Hypocreales; Cordycipitaceae. Bases 1 to 1866 code for a protein of 621 amino acids. The transcript has a single exon. Gene Ontology annotation, molecular function: calcium ion binding; protein-arginine deiminase activity. The record is from RefSeq and is a predicted model, not a curated record. Gene Ontology annotation, cellular component: cytoplasm.
AUGCAUCCUACAGUUCUUGGAUACUUGGCUGGCAACGUCGCCGUCUCGACGGUGGCUGCAAGCUUCAGCACCCCGCAGAAGACCAUCAACCCUGUCAAGUUGGACAUUCCUGUCACUAUCCUCGCCGACACAAACAGAGACGGUCAUGUUGACAAACUCGACACAUACGGAAAGCACGCAUGGACUACUUAUCACGGCGCAAUAUUUCUGCCGAAUAUUGGCGACGAGCUUCAUCGCUGCCACGUGCACGAUGUCGUCGGGACACCACUCAGCAAUCGGGAACUCGCAGCCUGCAACGACGCCGCGGGGGAUGUGCUGAUCAACAGUACAUUGGCAGCCCCGGUCAAGACCCUGCCACUGGCCGAUUUGUCAAAGAAUGCGACCGCCAGGAUUCUCGUGCAGCCACUGUCGGCCUCUGAGCAUGUCCGCCUGUUCUGGAAGCACAGGAAUGAUGACAGCUCAUCUGACUGGGCACCUGUGAAGCCUGAGCUGCUAUUCAACAGCACAGCUUUGUCUGCGGGGCUGACUCUUGCCGUUGACGCAAGGCACCUGGUCAGCGACAAAGCUGUAUGGGAUGGGCAAGUCAAUAUCGAAUUCGAGGUCACGGAUGGGAUGCGGAGCGGUAGUGACUUUGUCGCUAUGAGGCAAGCGCCUGUCCUCUUGCACCACCAUCUCCAAAGCAUGGACGCAGUUGUUACCAUGCAGACCGAGGAGUCGAAAUGGCAAGGCGCAUUCGUCAACUCUCUCAGAGAUGCCAUCCACGAGCUCGCGCCCGCGGUUACCCUGCUAUUAUUGAAUUCCAGCCGUGGCAUCUGGGCGCAAGACUUCAUGGAGCCAGCCUUUGCCAGCAUGCCUGGUCCCCAUGGCCCCAUAUCUAUUAGAGUGCUACUGCGAUCAGCGCAGUCAAGUCGAUCUAAUGGCCGUCUGGUCUUUGAGAAACUACGAGGAGCCGGUGUGGGCGGCUGGCAGCCGGGAUCGGGGUCCGGGUUUGGCUGGGAAGAGAUCAACUCUGGCGGCAACAUUGAAACAAUUCCGCCAUACACUUCUCGCUCUGGUGUUUCUUACAAGAAUGGACGGGUUGUUCUGGGCAAGCACUAUGACAAGUAUCCAGCCGCGUCGUUGACCAAGUUUCUUGAGGCGCAGCGUGAGCAGACGCCGCUCUAUCUGGAGGCAGGGUGGCUGGUAGCCGGCCAUGUUGACGAGUUUGUUCAGUUUCUACCGUACAAUAACACAAUCGGAUUUCGUGUUGCCGUGCCCGAUACACGCUCUGCGAUGCGUAUUCUCAAUCGCAUCAACGAGACCGGCCAUGGCGCCGUGCCGUUCCUCACCUACACGGGGGACAUAACUAGCGACCCGUGGGCAAUAUUCGCCGACCACGACUUACCCAACAAGACGGUCGAGAUGCUGCUUGCGGAAAAGGAUUUUGCUAAUACCAAUGAAUAUGCUCAGAAAUUUAUUGAUCGCAAUGUCGAGCUGCUCCGUGAGGAGCUGCCCAUCAGCGACGCAGAUGUCCUGCGCGUGCCUGCUCUUUGGCGAGAUGUGACAUACGAUUGGGUUGCCGACCCAGACGGACUACCAGCACGCCUUCAUCACACCAUACCCGGUGAGAGGCAGCUCCAAGGCUUCUUUCCUCUAGCGGUCAACGGUCUUCUGCUGGACCAGCACUACAUUGCCCCGAAACCGUUUGGCCCUCAAGUGGAUGGUGUCGACGUGUUUGAGCGUGAGAUUCGCAAGGUGUAUACAGACGCCGGCUUAAAUGUAGUUUUUAUCGAUGAUUACAUGUCCCAUCACGUUCGGGGAGGGGAAGUUCACUGUGGAACGAAUUCUUUACGGCGCACUGACAUCGAAUGGUGGAAGACUAGUUAA